AUGAAAAACAAAUGUAUUCAAACAGACAUCAGUUAUUUUAGAAGAACAGAUGAGUAUUCAUAAACAAUAGAUCAUGAUUUUGAAUAAGCAUUACAAUUGUAAAACAAUCCUAAAUUGGUUUCAAUAAAAGAAUAAUUUAAGUAAUUGUAAGAUAUAUACCCUUAUGAUAUUCAUUUAAAUUAUGAAAAAGAAGAGUCAAUUCAAUUUCAAUUAUAAUUAAAGAGCUUUUUAGAUGAAUAAUCUACAUCUUAAAUUGUUCUUUUAAUAAAAGGUCCUAUAUUUUCAAUUGAUGUAUUAUUUAAUUCAACAUUCUUAUAAGAAGAGAAAUAAGAAAUUCUAAAUAUAGUUUCUAGUUGUUAAAAUUCGAAUCUAUUGGAAACAAUAAUUUAAUUAGAAACUAAAUUAACUGAAAUUGAUAAAGAAUUUAUUAAAAGAAGAGCAGUAAAUUAAUACAAAUUUGUUAAUAAUUAUUAAUAAGUGGAAUAAUAUAGUGAACUUUAGAUAACAAGAAGUAUAUCAAAUGUAUUUGGUAAUAUAAGUGAAGAUAUAGAUAUGAAGUAAUCUAUUCUAGGUUUUGAUUCAUUUAAGGAUCAUUUAGUAGAAAAGUAUGACAAUUCAGAACCUCAAUUUCAUCCUGUUUCUACAUCAAAUCCAAUUGAAUAAAUAUCUUAAUUAUAAGCAUGUAGUUUCUCUAGAUUUUAAUAAGAUUUUUCUGAAAUACAACUUAUAGGAAGUGGAGGUUUUGGUAAAGUAUUUAAAUCUAGAAAUAAAUUUGAUGGAAAUUAUUAUGCAUUAAAGAGAAUUGUCUUAGAUUAUUCAAAUAAAAAAUUAACUGAAAAAACUAAAAAUGAAGCUGUUUUAUUAUCUAGAAUACAACAUCCUAAUAUUGUAAGAUAUUAUCAAGCAUGGACUGAAGAAUAUGUUAAAGAUUAAUAUGAAAAUAUUGAAGAUGAUGAAGAAUUUGUUGAAGAUUCUGAAGAAGAAUCUGAAGAAGAUGAACCAUAAUAAAUAAGAAAAGGUAGUAGUAUAAGUUAAGAAGAAUAUUAUGAAGAAGAUAUAUAAUAUGAAUAUUAAGAUAAUAAUGAUAUGGAUUUUUAAAUUGAAUGGGUAAAUUGUGAUUAAUAAAAUUAAGAGGAAUCCAUUCAAACACCUGAAAUCAAACCUCAUUAACCAAAAUAAAAUAGUAAUAAAUAAUUAUUAUAUAUUUAAAUGGAAUAUUGUACAGGAGAUACUUUAAAAAAAAAGAUUGAUGAACAAAAUCUUACUUCAGAAUAAAGAAAAAAGAUCAUUAGAUAAAUUUUAGAUGCAUUAUAUUAUUUACAUAGAAAUAAUAUUAUUCAUAGAGAUUUAAAACCUUAAAACAUCUUUUUGGAUGGAGAUUUAAAUGUCAAAUUAGGUGAUUUUGGUCUAGCUACAGAAAUGAAAUAGGAAAUUAAAUUCAUUGAUCAUAAAUUAAUGAGAAAUUCAAGUACAAUAUAAACUAAUCAAAAUCAAAGAUCAGGUUUAACUUCAGGAGUUGGUACUUUCUUAUAUUUGGCACCUGAAUAAGAAUAAAGUCAAUAUGAUUCAAAAGUUGAUAUUUAUUCUUUAGGUAUAAUUCUAUUUGAAAUGUAUUAUCCAUUUAAAACAGAUAUGGAAAGAAUUAAUUAUAUUACUUAAUUAAGAGAAUAAUGUAAAUUUCCAAAAGAUUUUGAUUAAAAAGUUGGUAUGGUUGAUAAUGAAAUUAGAGAUAAGAUAACUGCUUUAGUGAACAAAGAUCCUUAAAAAAGACCUGCUACAUAAAGUCUCCUUAAUGAAUACAAAGACAAAAGAGUUUAAUAAGUAAUUAGAUCUAUUGCUAAUCCUAAUUGUCCUGAUUUUAAUGAAUUAGUUUAAACACUUUUUGAAUGUAAACAAUUAAAAUAAUAAAAUAAUUUUUUUACUUCCUGUCUAGAGGAAGCUAUUAGUUAAAGUCCUGAGACAUUUUUUAAAAAUUUUUAAUCUGGUAUUAUAGAAUUAUACACAAGAAUUGAAAAGAUAUUUAAAUUAAGAGGAGCAUUUUAAUUAAAUUUUAAUCCCCUUAUUCCUACAUAAAAUAUAUUGAAAUUUUUAUCUAUUAGUGGUUAAAUUGAAGAGUAUGAAAAUUGUCUUUAUUAAAAUUCAAGUUUUAGAUACAUAACUCAAGAAGGAGAAUUAGUUUAAUAUUGUCAAAAUCUAAUUUAGCCAGUAAUUUAUUGGUUGAAAUUACUUCCACUUAAUAAUUUUAAAAGAUACACUUUAGGUGAAGUCUAACAUUCUGAUAGGCUUUAACUCUCGAAACAUAAUUGUGCAUCAUAUGACAUUAUAUUAGAACAAGAUCCAGGACCAUCAAAAUUUAUUGAAUUAUUAAGUAUAUCUAGAGAUGUGAUAAAUUAAUUUCAUAAUCUGAAUAAUUUUGAAUUGAAAAUCAGUCAUACAUAAUUUUUUGAAUUAAUUCUAUUAGAAUUAGAUUUCAAUUCUUAAACUGUUAUAAGAAUGUUAAGACAUUAAACUAUUUUAUAAAAAAUUGCAAAACUUAAUUCAACUAUUAAUGGAAGUUCAUAAUUUAAAGAUUAAUAAAAAGAAAUAAUUUUAAUAUUAAGUGAAGAAUUCAAUUUUACUGAUGAUAAAGCUGAAAAGUUUCUAGCACUUAUGACUUUAAAAAUACCAUAGAUCUAUAUAAAUGAAACUCAUCAUUCAUCAAAAACUAGUGAAAGUGGUAGAAAAACCUAAGAACCUAAACCAAAAAGAACAUUGAGAGAAUAGUUAAAGGGUUAUUUUACUAAAUAAGAAUAAAAAUUUUAAGAAAUAAUAAGUGAAAUUGAAAAAUUUGAAGAACUUGCAAAAGAAACAUAAGUUUUAUGUGAUUUUAAAAUAGUUUAUGAAGUAUUCUAAAUGAAUGAAUUAUGGUAUUAUUAUUCUGGAAUAUGUUUUGAAGUAUAAUAUAUUUAUAUUUAUUUUUUUAGUUUGUUGAGAUUAGAAAAGAAUAAACAUAUUUAAGUAAGAAUAUGUAGUAUGAGAUUAUGCAUUCAAGAUCUGAACCUGUUACUAAAAACAAGUAUAUUAUUUUUUUUAUUAUAUUAGUUGUCCGAAAAGACAUCAGAAAGGUAAUAUUGAUAGUUUUAUUAUUGGGGGAAAUUACAGUCAUUAUAUAAAUAAUAAAGAGAAUGGGAAACAUGCUUGUGGGAUUUAAAUAUAUAUGGAUUAAUUCUAUUAUAGAAAAUUUGUUAAUCAUUUGAACAACAAUUUUAAUGGUAGAGUAUAAUAAACAUUUGAUAUAUUUAAAUGGCCUGAUUGUUUAACUAAUUUUAAGAGUCUUACUUUGAGUGUAUUAAUUGUGGUUGAAAAUUUAUCAAUGAAAUAAGCUGUGAAUUUAGCUGUUCGUUUUUGGAAUUAUAGAAUAGCUGUAAUAAAAUAUUAUUAUUAUAAUAGACAAUGAUUGUAUGUAGUAAGAGUUUAAAUAAUUCAGCAUGGAGUUAUAAGAAGAAUGUAGAAAUAAAAUUGAGUUUAACUAAAAAAUUGAAUGAAGUUAAAUGUAUAAUGAAGAAAUAUCGUGAAAAAAAAGAGGAAGAAGUUCCAUAUCAAGAGAUCUUAUAAAGGACUAUAAGUUAUUUAAAAGAAUAUGUAAAAAAUGAAGGAGGUGAAUAUAAAUAUAGUAAAAGAGCAUAAUCAAAAUAAAAAUAGUGAUUAUUAUUAACGACAAUAAUUUAAUAAAUACAUUUGAAUUUUUUGGUUAUUAUUUAAUUUUUAAUAAAAAAUUUGAAAAAAGAAGAUUGGCAAUGGUUUUUAAAAUAUUUAAGUCAUUAUUAGUCAAGAACAGGACCAAAGAAUCAAGUGCUAUUUGACGGAGAGAAGAGGAACUCAAUAAGAACUUAUAAUGGUAUAAGUAUUAAUUUAGAUAAUAGAUAAUGUGAACAACAGACAAGGAUUUAAAAUAGGAUGGGACAUAGAUUAAACAAGAAAGGAAGAUUUAAAAAUUGCAGGUAAAGUUGGUUAAGAUUAAAGAAAUAAUAAUGGUAAUACAUACCAAGGUAAUCCUUAUUAAGGUUAAUAAGUAUUAAUUAACAAUAUAAAUAGGAUGAUGAUUAUAUGAAGUAAAUGUAUUAUCAAGAGAUGAAUAAAAAGUAAGAAUAAGCUGGUAUCUAACAUAAAUAACCAGAACAGUAUUAUUAAGAUUCUCUUGACCAAUACAAUAAUGGAAAACCAUAUGGAAAUUACAAUCAUAAUAAUUAAGACAAUUAUAAUCAUGAUUAUGAACACUAAUAACCAUAAUUAUUGUAAUAAUCCAAUAAAUAUGAUCAUUAUCAAUAACCAAAUGAUGAUGAAGGUCUCUAUUAAAAAGUAUAACAGUUAUUUUUAUUAUCUAAGUAUAAAUAAGGAAAUAGUGGUAACAAAUCAUAUUCAGCAAAACCACCAAUUCCACAAUACAAUCCAAUAACUGGAGUUGCUUAUGCUAAUCAAAAUACUUUAAAUACAGAUGUUACUAAUAAUUAUCAAGGUGCUGCACAUUAAAAAACUAAUCCUUAUGAAUAAUAAUAAUAAGAUGAUGCUCUCAGUUAAUUUAGUUAAUGUAUUAGAUACAAUCAUAAACAAUAGUAUAAUAGCAUAAAAUUACAUCUAUUAAAAAUAAGAGUUCUAAUAUUUUCAAUGUAGAUCUCCAAGAAACUGAAAAUAUUAAUGAUACUCGAUAGAAUAGUAGAAUUUUGAAUAGAAAGAAGGAAUUAGAUGAUGCAUAAUAUAAAGGCUAUGGUAAGUAACUAUUGUAUCCAUAGGACAAUUUUAUAAGAACCCUAUUGAAUAAGCUCCAACUUAAUAUAGAGAAUAGAAAUUUAUUAACAGAAAUAAGAUUGAUAAUCACAUAUUUCCAAAAUGA
This is a messenger RNA of Paramecium pentaurelia, 4870 nucleotides long. The record is from the annotation of a GenBank genome assembly. Lineage: Eukaryota; Ciliophora; Oligohymenophorea; Peniculida; Parameciidae.